UGACUCGUUGAACGGAUUCAACAAAGCGAAAGCACUUCCUGUCCGCAAUCACAGAAGAGUCUUCAGAUCUGAACAUCAAGACAGAACCGAAUCAGAUGUUCUGUGGCACUGGAACAUGAUUUCGAUGAUAAUUAGCUCAUCUGAGUCUCAGUGCUCGUGCAUGUGAUGAGCGUUGCUGGUUUCCAUUGGCAACGGGGACGCGCACAGAUUUCACACAUGCAAACUUUUCUCCUGCUUGUGUGCAGAUAUGACUUCAAGACAGAAGAAAGGUCUCAGAGGCUCUAUAGAUGACGUGUUGGGAGAUCUGCUGGGUGAUGAUGAACGUCCAGUGAAGGUCCGAUCUCCUGCUGCUGGGUCAAGCCGAUCCGCUGGUGUCCUCACAUCACGCAGUGGAAAGAAAUCACUUCUAGAUGAUGAUUUCUUCAGUAAACUGGCAGAAGAAGCCGAGAGAGAUGAUGAGGGUUCUGAUGUUUCUGAAGCUGAUCCUGCUGCUCUACUGGAAAGCAUGAAGAAUAUAGAUGACAUGGACGCUGAUCUGUUCCGCUCCAAGAAGAAGCCGAGCUCAGCUCCUGUUCAGAGAAAAGACUCUGCAGAACCUUCUAAAUCAGGAGACAAGACCAAAGAUACAGAGGGGAGAGCUAUUGAAGAGAAGAAGCCCAGUUCUGCUCCAGCAUCCACAGCGAGAACUUACAAGAAGUUCAGCUUCCUAGAUGAUGAUGAAGGUGGUGGUCUUGAUCCACCUCUUCCUAAUAAAGAUAAUGUGGACGAUUCGUUAGACGACCUGCUGGACGACCUGGAGCACAAACAGCAGCCGAAAACAAUGAAGAAAACAGAGUCACCCUCUUCUUCCUCCCCUGCCAUUCCUAAAAAAUCAGAGACGGUGUCUCCAGCAGCUAGUGUGAAGAAAAGAGAUGAUCUGACAUUCGAUGGUGAUGAAGAUGAUCUUAUUGAUGCUUUGGGCUUUGGAGAAACACCUAAAGUGAAAGGAAAUGGACUGACACAGAAACAAGAGAGUGAUCCUCCUCAGAGAGCUCGCACCCGACUGGAUGAGAUUCUCGGUAGAGGAACAUCUCCCCGUCUGCUGGAGAGACCCGUCACAGGAGAGAAGAAAGACACAUGGCAGACAGAGAAACAGACGGAGAAACUGCCGGAGAAGAUCUCAGCUGGAAAAGCCUCUCUUUUAGACGAAGAAGACUUCACGUUUGGGUCUUAUCAGCCAACGAUGGGCUCCACACCAGAGGGACGUCAGUCCAGGAGACAAUCUGUCAGAUUCUCGACUGAAGACGUGAGCUCUCACUCUCCUGAACACAAACCCAAACCCUCCACACGAGCGACUCGGCCCAGAUCAGACUGGCUCGGCCUGAAACAGGAUGAAGAGGAGGAGGAGGAGCAGAAAAUGGAGGAAGAGCCCAAACAAACAGCAAAAGAGACCCUGAAGCCCCCCACAUCUCCCUCCAUAGGGCCUCGAAAACCAUCCAGCCAUGAAACCCCUGCAGAACUGACACCCUCUUCACCUCACACCGCCCGGCGACAGAUGAAGAGAGAUGAUGACAAGGAAGAUGAUUGGCUCGCUGGAGCGCUGAGUCGCAAGAAGGCACAGUUAAUUAGCCAAUCAGAGGACAGAGAGGGAAAACAAGAGGAUUCACUGGCUCUGGGAGAGGAAGUAGACCAGGACACGUUUGUCAGCCCUAAACCAAGCAUCACUUCAACCCCACGUAGACGACAGGACGAGCCACAGGCCCUACACACAGAGCCAAGCAGGGAGUCCACUGGCCCCUCCAUUCAGCCUAACACAAGCAGAGAAUCUCAACAUAAACCUGGACCGUCUGCAGCCAAUGAGAACCUGUCGUCACAGUCCAGACAUGCUGAAUCACAACCCUUAACUACAGCCAGCAGAACACAACCCAAACCACAACCACAGACACAUGCUCAAGAGCCCAGAACACCCUCAGGAAGCAACGCCCAGACAGAGAUGCCCCCCUCUAACCCUGCACAGGGGUGGCACAUGCCAGCUAUAGCACCCCCUUCAGUGUGUUUGUCAACAGCAGAUGGCGAUGUACAUUUGACCCCAACACAAACUCUUCUAAAUGCAGAUGGUCUACAACAACUGCUGAUGCAACAACAGUUGUCUCAGUCUCAUCUGUGGGGUUUGGGUGGUCCUCUGAAUGUGAGCUUACAGUCAAAGCACUGGCGAGACACAGAUGAGCAGUCUAGAGACAUAACAUCACUGCAGACACGAAUUAUACAGCUGGAGGGACAGGUGAGGAGUUUACAGCUGGAGAGAGAUCAGAAUCACAUGCUGUUAGAGAGCAUUCAACAGAGACACAAACAAGACACCGAACUCAUGGACAACAUGCACAGAGCUCGUGUGAAGCUGCUGGAGGAAUCGGCCGCCCAGCGAGAGCAGCGGUCUCGGCAGGAAAAUGAGGACCUAGCGGAGAGGCUGGCUGCAGCCACGCGUAUGGCGGAGCAGGAGCGGGCAGAGCUACAGGCGCAGCACCAGCGCAGACUGGCACAAUGCCAACAGGACAGAGACAGAGAGGUGGAGCGACUCCGAGACCUGCAGAGGAAGUCGAUCCUGGAGAUGAAGAAAGAUUAUGAAGAUCAGAUUCAGCGACUGAAGAAACUGAAGGAUGAAGAGAUUGAUGCCGUGACCAGCGCAACAUCACAGACCAGGUCUCUGACGGUGGUCAUCGAGCAGAUGGAGCAGUUCUCUCACAGGCUGGGCGACCUGUCGUGUCGUGUGGAGAGCACGCAUGAGAACACAGCACAGGGUUUGGAGCUCAGUGCGAAACACAGAGACGCACAGCUUAGAGUUCUUCAGGAUCAGUUGAGUCAGCAGCAGCGUGAGAUGAUAGAGGAGAGGUCACGUCUCAAAGAGGUCAUCACCAAGAUGGACACGCAGCUCGCUGAGCAGCAGAGACAGCUGGAGAAGGAGCGCUGGCGGGUGACAUCAGAACAGGCGAAAGCAGAAUCCGCUCUGCGAAGACUAGAAGAGGAGAGACGGACCAUGACGCAACAGCUCGGCAUGGAGAGAGAGGAGCUGGAGAGGGCAAAGAGUGCUCUGUUGGAAGAACAGCAGUCCGUCAUGCAACACUGCGCAGAAGAACGCAGGAAACUCGCGGCGGAGUGGAGCCGGUUCCACGCGCAGGAGAAAAUGCGUCAGGAGCGCGUGGAGAGAGAGGCUAGCCACGCACUGGAGAGAGACGUGCACAGAGAGGGCUCCAUCAUCAGUAUGGCAAAGGAGCAGGCGGAGCUGAAGCUGUGUGCUGGAGAACUCAGACAAAAGGAAGAAUCACUGCAGAAAGAGCGAGAGAGCCUGGAGAGAGAGAAAGAGAAGCUGAGCGCCAUGGCACUGAGACUCAAAACACGAGCACAGGAGGUGGAGAGCUUCAGUAAGCUGGCGUCAGAGCGAUUUGAAGAGGGCGAGCGGACGCUGAGGGAGGCCAGACAGGUGGAGGCAGAACAUCAGACUCGACUACGCAACAUCCACACACAGAUGGAGAAACUACGGCAACAGGAGCAGAGCUUACAACAGGAGCGUUUGAAAAUGACGGAUCAUCGGCGAGACGUGGAGAGAUUGAGACACACGCUACCUGUCAAUCCUGUGACUCUGACUUCAGCUCCUCUCAUCACAGAUUUCUCUCCAGCAUUCACCAGCACACACGUGCCAGCUGGUCCUCCUGCUUCAGUGAGUCCUGUACCAGUUGAACUACACGCCAGACUCGCUCUCAUCAAACACACCGCAGAGAAGGACAGAGACUUCCUGGUAGAAGAGCAGUACUUCCUAGACACACUGAAGAAAACAUCAUACAACGCAGUAUUCAACACAUGACCACACGGAGACUGGAAACUUUUUUUUUUUUAAUGACAAGAUUUAAUAUGUGAAAUAAACACCAAAAACAGA
Messenger RNA from Myxocyprinus asiaticus (Chinese sucker), 3907 nucleotides. Its product is annotated as fas-binding factor 1 homolog. NCBI's taxonomy places the organism in Eukaryota, Metazoa, Chordata, Actinopteri, Cypriniformes, Catostomidae. Bases 248 to 3835 code for a protein of 1195 amino acids. Gene Ontology annotation, cellular component: ciliary basal body; centriole; ciliary transition fiber. The transcript is spliced from 31 exons. The record is from RefSeq and is a predicted model, not a curated record. Gene Ontology annotation, biological process: establishment of epithelial cell polarity; cilium assembly.